Molecule: messenger RNA, 1425 nt
Organism: Astyanax mexicanus (Mexican tetra)
Lineage: Eukaryota; Metazoa; Chordata; Actinopteri; Characiformes; Acestrorhamphidae
Product: C-type lectin domain family 4 member M-like
Exons: 6
Coding region: 83-991 (302 amino acids)
Source: RefSeq, a predicted model, not a curated record
ACAGACAGACAGACAGACAGACCAACAAACAAGGACAUCUUCAUUGUAUUUUUCUGAUUGAUGAGUCUCCGAUCACAGAGAGAUGUAUCCAGAUGAAUAUGAAAAUAUCCACCAGACUGAAGAAAGAGGAGAAAUGGUCGAGAUGGAGGUGGAGAUCUACGAGAGUGCAGACACUGUUAGAGCCCCUGGUCCAAUCACAGACAAGGAGGAUGAAAGUACGAAAAAGGAGCUACACAGUCAGCAUAACGAUGGAGACUCUGCAGGAAGCAGAUGCUACAGACUGGUUGCCGUGGUUCUGGGGCUGCUGUGUGUUCUCCUGCUGACUGCCAUCAUACUGCUGUGGUUCAAGUUCGCUGUAGAGAUUGACCAGUUACAGGCCACUAACUCUAAUCUGACUGCAGAGAGAGACCAGUUACAGACCAGUUACACCAACCUGACUACAGAAAAAGACAAGUUACAGAUCAGUAACACCAAUCUGACUGCAGAGAGAGACCAGUUACAGACCAGUUACACCAAUCUAAAUAUGAAAAAAUACCAGUUACAGAAGGAGAGAGAUGAUCUGCAGAAGAGACUUUCUGAUCUGAAAACCAAGAUUAGGGAGGGAUGGAAAUAUUUCAGCUCCAGUCUUUACUACAUCUCUACUGAGAAGAAGAGCUGGAGUGAGAGCAGACAGGACUGUAGAGAAAGAGGAUCGGACCUGCUGAUCAUCAACAGUAUAGAGGAACAGGAAUUCAUCAAUAAAGAAUUUGGCAGAACUGAAGCUUGGAUAGGUCUGACUGAUGCAGUAACAGAGGGGAUCUGGAAAUGGAUGGACGGAUCAGUUCUGACCACUGAAUUCUGGUGGACGGGAGAACCUAAUGAUUAUGGAGGAGAUGAGGACUGUGUUAUAACUGGGUUCCACAACACUGGAUUUAGUUCAUCAACCUGGGCUGAUUAUCCCUGUCAUCGCUCUGAAUUCUGGAUCUGUGAGAAAGGUGUAACUGAACUGUAACUGAGAGUAAUCUGUGUAUUUAUGUUUAUGCAGUUUUUCAUACUGACUCACAUUCAUUCUUAAUACUUACAUAUCAUCAUUGUAUUUAUUCAUAACCUCUUUAGUGUGUUACUCAUAUUUCUAAAAUGUUUAUAUAAUAAGCUGUCCACCAGGGGGCGCUAUAAACCUUCAAGCUGCUGUUGUGUCUUUGUUAGAAGCUUCUACAGUUAAAGUGGGUUUUACUAUGGUGUUAAAUGAAGGAAUUACUGUAAAUCUACAACAAAUUGUGUAAAUAAAAGCUACAGCUGAGCUUCUUGCUAUUAAAGUGAAUUUAAACGACUGUUAGCUUGGUGAUAUCUAAGAGGUUGUGAUGUAAUUCUUAUGGAAAUCACUCUAUUUCUAUCAUCUGAAGCCUGGGAGUUCUGGAAGGGAGGCCUUCAUCUCGAGGAGUGUGC